AUGACAACAAAGAGAAACUUGGCAGGGACGGACAACAAUGGGCAUUUUGAUAAAUAUAAACGCUUAGUUGCAAACGUGCAACGUGGAAGAUUGUUUGAUGUACAGGCCUUAUUCGCUUUCAAUGAUUAUCCCAACGACGCAAUGAAUGAGAAGAUCACAGCUCAGGGCAAGACAGCUCUUCACAUUGCUGUUGCUUGUGGACAUGAGGAUAUAGUGGAGGAGCUGGUUGAUAAAAUGUCGAAAGAAAGCUUGGAAAUACAAGAUAAUGAUGGUUGGACAGCUCUAGCUGAGACAGCUUUUGCUGGUAACUACCGGAUGGCAAAGUACAUGCUUACAAAGAACAAUCACUUGAUCAGCAUUGGAGACGUGGAUGGACGCCUUCCAGUUGCUCUUGCUAUUGAAGGUGGGUAUAAAAAAUUGGCUCGCUAUCUCUAUUCUCUCACUCCAGAGGAAGAUCUAAGUCCUAAAAAAGGCAUCAGCGGUGCUACAGUUUGUACGAAGGCUAUAUAUACCCGGACGUUUGAUAUUGCUCUACAUUUAAUCAGAACUCAUGGAGCAAAAUUGACUCUUGUUCCAGACAAAGACAAGGUCUCCCCUUUGUAUGCCUUGGCUUCUACGCCUAAUGCAUUCCCGAGUGAAAAUCAGCUUGUGUUUUGGAAACGAUGGAUCUACAAAUACUGUAUAAGGAUUGACGAUAGGAUUGACGCUUACGCUGAUGUGAAUGAAAUUCGUUUGAACAUUGAAGAACAAGAAAGGCGCGAAAGCUAUAAAUUUACUUUAUCUUUGGGAUCAGGAAAUGGGCAUGUGGAGAUGGGAGAGAGGAGGAGAAAGGAGAUGGGUGCUAUGAAGAAGAGGAGAGAGAGCGAUGGAGAAGGGAGAUGGGAGUGGGAAACAUUACUAGCUGAAUUGCACCAACAAGUGUCAUCUCUCCUUAACCUAGUCUUCGGAAUCAAGGAUUUAUAUGAAAUGGAGUUGGACAGGCACCAGAGCCUUUGCCUUAGGCGGGAAAUGUGUUUUGCGAUAUCAUUUUCAAAUGAUGAAACGAGGAAGAUUGGUUGCGUUGAUACAGCUGUCUUCCGUGCUAUCAAGGAAGGGAAUUUUGAGUUUGUUGAUGAAAUAAUGAAACAAAUUCCAGAGCUCUUGUGGUGCAAUGAUGACAAAGGCAGAACCAUAUUUCCGAGUGCAGUCCUGUAUCGUCAGGCUAAAAUCUUUAGUCUUAUAUACGAGCUUCAUGUGAAGCACCCGAGGGUAUACGUCUCUCAAGAUAACUUCAACAACAAUAUAUUACAUAUGGCAGGGAUCUCACAAGCUUCUACCCACCUUAAUCGCAUCCCAGGUGCAGCAUUGCAGAUGCAAUGGGAACUACAAUGGUUUAAGGAGGUAGAGAGUAUUGUUAAUCCCAAGCUUAAGAAAGCUUUAAACAAAGAUGGUUUGACUCCUUGGGAAUUGUUUACCUGCGAGCACAAGGACAUGAAGAAAGCGGGAGAGAAACAAAUGAAGGAUACAGCAAGUUCUUGUACAGUGGUAGGCGCUCUCAUUGUCACCAUUAUGUUUGCUGCAGCCUUUACCGUUCCAGGUGGCAACGACCAAACCACAGGCUUGCCAAUGUUCCAAAAUGAAAAAUGGUUUAUGCGCUUCAUAGUAUUCGAUUCCCUAUCGCUCUUUUCCUCAGCAACUUCAAUAUUGAUGUUCCUAGGAAUCCUAACAUCAAGUUAUGCAGAAGAGGAUUUCCUAAAAGCCUUACCUACAAAGAUGAUUAUAGGACUUUCCACUCUUAUCUUUUCUAUUGCAUUCAUGAUGAUAGCCUUCUGUGCUGCUCUUUUACUUAUGUUACGUGAACAAUCAUGGUUGGUCUAUCCGAUCAUAUGUUUGGCUAGUGUCCCAGUCACCUUGUUUGUGUUGAUGCAGCUCCCCCCUCUGAUUAAGAUGAUCAGUUCAACUUACGGAUCAAGCAUCUUCGAUAGGAAAAUAAAACGUUCAUUUUAA
Corylus avellana is the source of this 1986-nucleotide messenger RNA. The record is from RefSeq and is a predicted model, not a curated record. NCBI's taxonomy places the organism in Eukaryota, Viridiplantae, Streptophyta, Magnoliopsida, Fagales, Betulaceae.